GUGAUGACGUGGGCGACAGGGAGGCCGGCCUGGCAGCGACAGCGGCGCAAGAUGGCGGCCACCACGGGCUCCUCGGGAGUAAAAGUUCCUCUAAUUUUCGACUGCUGGAAGAACUUGAAGAAGGUCAGAAAGGAUAGGAGAUGGAACUUAGUUGGGGUCUUGAAGAUGAUGAAGAUAUGACACUUACAAGAUGGACAGGCAUGAUUAUUGGACCUCCCAGAACAAUUUAUGAAAACAGAAUAUACAGCCUUAAAAUAGAAUGUGGGCCUAAAUAUCCAGAAGCACCUCCAUUUGUAAGAUUUGUAACAAAAAUUAAUAUGAAUGGAGUAAAUAGUUCUAAUGGAGUGGUUGAUCCAAGAGCCAUAUCAGUCCUAGCAAAAUGGCAGAAUUCUUAUAGUAUCAAAGUUGUUCUUCAAGAGCUCCGGCGUCUAAUGAUGUCUAAAGAAAAUAUGAAACUUCCUCAACCGCCCGAAGGACAAUGUUACAGUAAUUAACGAAAAACAAACAGAAAAAUCAUGCCCCUUCAUUCAACUUAAGCUCUCUUCAUUUUCCACAGUAGUAAAUUUUCUAGAUGCAUCUUGUAGACCUCCAAGUACUGGAAAGGAAGUUCCCAUGCAAAGGAAAGUCUAUCUUGAGAUACUGUAAAUGAUACUAAUUUUUUUUCAUUUGAAAAUAAGUUGUGCUAUAACAAAUAACGCUGUCAUGUGUAACCACUGUCCACAUAGUUGAACUUCUGGUAUCAAGAAAAGUCUAUUUAAAUUUAUUACUGUCAAGACCAGUGUGGCACAUUGAACUCAACUGUGAAAAUGCAUAAAAAGCAUACAUCACACAAUCACAAUGCUGUGUGUUUGGCCUGGGUUUAUAUCUCCCUUGUUUCUCUCUCCUUCCUUCCCUCCCUUCAUUGCAAUAGAGUUGAUGCUCAGGGCUAUUUAUUAGAGUAGAUGCAAAAGGCACAAUCUAUGAGGAGGUUCUCUUGCACAGGCCCCUUUGAAAAGAACUCCAGCUAUGUGAGAGCACUAUUGUGCUCUCGCACAGUUCUCCUUCAUUCCAGUAGGGCUUUCUCAAGAUAACAUCCAAAAGUAUUGUGCCCAAAGGUUUCAAUUCCCAGUCCUAGGCUGGGCUAUAUGGACUACUAAUGGGAUGUGUUGAUAUCCUCAGUCAUCCCUCCCUUUGUGCAAGCUCUAGUAAAAUGCUGAAUGUGUCUGGGGUUUGUUUUUAUUUUUUGUUUUUAAAGAACACAAUAGUAAUUUGGGGCAGGCUCUUCUUUCUCCCAAUAAUCUUUGACAUAGAUUGAAUUUCUGCAAUAUCCCUUCCCCUGUAAUGUGGGCUUUGGGACAGCAGAUAUGGGGGUCUUUCAAUCUUUCCCAUCUCCCCUUUGUCAUAGUUGGGAUGCUGCUUUCUUUAUUGCCCCUUCUAUGAUCCUUUCCUUUACACCUGGCCCAAAAAAAAAAAAGGUAAGUGGCUGGCAAACUGCCUGAUUUUGUUAUUAUUAUAAUAUUAUUAUUGUUGUUAUUUUUGCUUCAUGCUUGUCAACCUUUUUGUGGGGGGGGGGAGAGGGGGAAUUAUAAAUUUAGUCUUCACCAGCUGAGAAAACAAGAGUGUCUGUCUUUGCUUGCAAGUAUCUUUCCCUUCCUGCCUUGUGGCAUUGCUUCCACACCGCCAAGCAGGCCAUGGCUGAUGUUAUUAGAUAGGCUUUCGAUGUGAAAAGAGCAGUAAUUUACCAGGAUUGCUUAAGCCCUGUGAGAAUGGCCAAAUGUUGAAGAACGAUUUCUAUAUAGACAUUUGAAACAAACACUCCAGCUCUCUGAGCUGAAGAUCACUACCUCCACUCAAGCCCCAUGUUAUCAGUGUGUGUUACUUCUGGCCCUAUAAGAGCCUGCCAACAUAAGAGACAAAUCCACUCUGUGGGGGAGAUUUUGUUCUGAUGCUUUGCAAAGAUGAGGACUCUUUCCUAAAGAAUGGGAUGGCACUGCCAUGCUUCUUGGCAUAGGGACUGUGAUUGGCAAGGCUUCCUGGCAAAUCACUUCCUUUUCGGACUUCUUGUUUUGGACCACUAACUGCUGAAACUUGGAUGCAAGCUUAAGUGCAAACAAUCUAGUGUGUCCUCCUUUUACGUUUUAUGAAUAAAAAUUCAGUGUUUGUGUAAAAAAAGAAAGAAAGAAAAAACAAAUGUCACAUUUAAAAGCAGAAGCUAUCAAGUCAAUAAACAAUUGAUGUUUCCAUUAACUCUUUUGAGGAAAAUAUUAGUUGUAAGGAUUUAACAUCCUCUGUAAUUAAAAAUUUAACAUAACAGUAUUCCAUAAGCAGCCUUUUUAUUGUAUCAGACCAUUGCCUGAUUUUAAUAUAAUAAAAAGUGUGCAUUAAUA
This is a messenger RNA of Sceloporus undulatus (fence lizard), 2366 nucleotides long. It is a transcript of the gene UBE2V1, whose product is annotated as ubiquitin conjugating enzyme E2 V1. Lineage: Eukaryota; Metazoa; Chordata; Lepidosauria; Squamata; Phrynosomatidae. Gene Ontology annotation, biological process: protein K63-linked ubiquitination; DNA damage tolerance. The record is from RefSeq and is a predicted model, not a curated record. The transcript has 4 exons. Gene Ontology annotation, cellular component: nucleus. The coding region runs from base 141 to 494 and encodes 117 amino acids.